AUGCCAGACAACACAAGCUCUCUGCUGCACUUCACAACUGCUGUCGAGCAAUCUCCUGAUUAUACACCUACGGAUGAUGAAUUGUUACAAGUCUGUCAUGUAUUUGCAGCGGGAACACCUAUUUCUAAAGAGGAGCUACAUAAGGCAGCACAAUACCUGGCCUACUACUCUAUGAGCGAGCGGGUGAAACAAUCUACAAUCGACCAGUGCAUACAGAUAUUCAAGGAGAUUAUGACAGAUGAACUGCUGGACCACCUUAUACAACAGCUCCAGCCUAUGCUCCUGCGAACUAAUAACAGCAGGACAACCGCCGCAGGAAGAUUUAAGAAGGAGACCGCAACGAAGUUGAAGCCGCAGCUUGGUUUUGGGAUAGAGAAUGAGAACGCAGUUAGUGCUUGGAAGAGAAGUGGCGGUCUUCGCAGCAUACCCCUCUUCUACGUAGUCCUCAGUGUCCUGAAGCAUGAAAGCAUUUCUUCGAACCUUUGGUGGAUCAGCCCCGGCAUUUUGAACUUGCUGGACGAGAGCGACGAUAUUGAAAAGGUAAAGCUUCCUGCAGUUAAGCUUUUGCGCCGAUUCCUUGAAUGCACAAUUGAUGUUUCGGACGCUGUGCACUUCUCCUUCGCAGCGACUGGGCUGUUUGCCGUUUACCAGCCCAUCCUUGUGGGGCUCUGUCACCAAAUCCCACCGAUUAUUGAGGCUCGACAGUCCCAAAUCAUCUGGAACACAGCAUACCCGACAAUUUUGGCUCUCUAUCGCGUACAAUAUGCCAAUGAGGGACCAGAAUAUAAGGCGGAAUUGGGCCAAAUCUUCUCUGAACUUGUACUACAGCUUGCGCUGCCUAAGGUCUCCAUGGAUCAUCUGGAGUUGACAAACACGUUGCUAGACUAUACAAUACAGACAUUAGAGCUAUUGGGAGCAUUUUCGGUGCGUUACUUACAACGUAGCAUCUAUGUUUUGGGCGAAUAUAUUGUAAGAAAUCCGUUCUUGACUCUCUUCCCGCCCCUGGUUGAGAAGACUCUUGAUACACUAGCGAAGCUGGCUGAGGUCUGCCCCCCAGAGCGCGUGUGCGCUCACCGUUAUGACUUCCUCGCGUGUCUCUUAAUUACUUAUGAGAAGUGUAGUACAGAGGAUGUGCUCCCUGACAGCACGUUGGAUCGCAUACAUCGUUUGGCGCAAUUAUUGCGUGCUGCCGGGUGUGACUUUGCGCGAGAUAGGGUUACGCUCUUGGAACGCAACCCCGACUUCGAACGUGUGCUGGAUCGUAUUGAGCAGAGAUAUAAAUAG
This is a messenger RNA of Eremothecium gossypii ATCC 10895, 1284 nucleotides long. RefSeq names its product Tti2p (gene TTI2). NCBI's taxonomy places the organism in Eukaryota, Fungi, Ascomycota, Saccharomycetes, Saccharomycetales, Saccharomycetaceae. Bases 1 to 1284 code for a protein of 427 amino acids. The transcript has a single exon. The record is from RefSeq and is marked provisional.